AUGGAACAUGAAGUGGAUGAUUUCUUCCAAACAUCAUCUCUGCAACUCACCUUCUACCGGAUCCUACUAUGUUCUGCUGUCUCAAGGAUGCAAAUCUCUACCAGCCGCUUUAGCUGCUCUAGCUUCUCAAGCACGCUGGGAUCUGCCCUCGGCCUGACGAUUGACGUGACACCCGAACCCGACUUCACCUGGAGCUCGAGCUCUCUCCUCGACAACUCAGACGCUACUAAUUGGCCCAUUGGGUUCAAGACUGAAGGUUCCCGCUUCGCACGCUCCGGCAACUUAGCAACACUCCAGCUUCAUGCCCAACCCCAUGUGCUUCGUUUUUGGAGAUGGGAUGACCCCUCGACAAGGGUUAUCGAGGAUCAUGCACCCCAUCUACGAAUAUCUGCCCGCUUUUGGAAAGGUCAACAUGGUGUCAGACAGCAGUUCGCCGUCCGAAAGCAAGUUGGCUACUGGCCGUCAGUUCCAAUCUCGACGCCUUCCACAAGUCAUCGCCUGCGGGGCGAGAUGCGAUGCAUGGUGCCGAGCGUGGUUGGCGUCGCCCGCAGGCAGAUGCCCUUUCCUUAUGCAGCAGUAAACUACAGAAGCUACAGAGUCGCAUCACGAUUUACCUUUGCGUUUAGUCGGCCACCGUCAAACGAAACACCUCUUACCCCUGCUGGUGGGCUGGGCAUCCAGGCGAUAAAGACCGGGGACCAGCUGCUGCCGCACCACUGCCCAAACCGGUCGACUGUCCUGAUCCUCCCGCAACGAUUUGGAUUUCGUCCGAUUCCGUCCCAUCCUCCGUGUCCAUUGUUGACCAGGAGCUGUACCGGUAACUUGUAUCUCCAGUCAGUCAACUGUACCACGUUCUUCUGCCUCGUGCAUUUUGGUGCAAACGCGGCUCUAUACAAAUACUCAGACGGACAGGAUCGUCCUGUCCCUUGCAUUGACGUGGCAGGCUGCAUUUCUCAAAUUACCGUCCAGAACCUGACUGGCUGGCGGGCAGUGUCUGCGAGACCGGACUGUCGAUGCUCGCCUCCCCACACAUCCAUCUUAAUGUCGUCGUCGCCAUCGCCUUCGCAUUUUACUGAAUCUCCAAUAUUUAUGCGCACCAAGCGGUUGGAUCUGAUGGCGCAUGGCUCAAGGGCGAGUCGAGGUUCAUUCAUCCACGAGGUUACCCGAAUAUCACGCAGCAUCCCUUGCCUUAACGAAGUUACCUUCAUCUUAAUACUUGACUGGCUCACUCGGCGGCUAUCCUCAGCCAUCGUCAAUGCAAGGUACGCACGUAUUCGAAUCUACCUUAUUCCACCAAGCUUCUGGGUCUUCACGCUUCACUCUCCAGCUUACUCACCCUUGUCAUCAAUUCACUCCAUCUUGAUUCGCCUGUCUCAUUGUAAUCAAUCAUCGCAGAUCUUCUAUCUACUUGUAUACAGGCGUUCCAUCCUCACUAUUCACUUGUCUUUGCCAUUGGAGAUCUCCUCUAUACGCAUAUUCACUUUGGAGCUUAACCUUACACCUACCCGCGGCAGAUCGGUGUUGGCAGUACCGAUUUUCAAGGCGAAUACCGUUUGCUAUGUCCUUAUGAAGGCGCCAAUGCCAGCAUUAACAUCGGAGAUGAGGCGCACGGCGUUUGACCGGGGUCUGCCUGCGUCAGCCCAAAUACAACCUGUCCGUCAUGAGCAGGCUGAACUUCUGAAUCUCUACUUGUUAGCCAGCUCAAAAUGCCCCGGCUCGAUUUGCCAAUUUAGUGGAUUCAGGGCUGGCCGCAAGUCAUGUCACUUGGCACCUUUAAGAUUUGCGUCCCCAAGAGCACUUUCGCAUCCUGAAAAAAUGCACGUGCUGAUGAGGAGGGGCUUGUCAAAUGUCGGCCAACUUCUGUCUUUCGAGAAUCAAUUAAGCCAAAUUGUCAUUCGUCUCCCCCGGUUCUGGAGCAAGCGAGCUGCCCCAUCAAGAAGAUCAGCCCGGGACAGCCCAGCCAGACUCGGCACUUGGGCCAUUAAUACCACGGUGGACAUGUUGUCCAGUGACAUCAUAUUGGGGUUUUCGCGGACUAUCGUCCGCUAUUUCAGUCAAAUACCAGGCGAACGUAGCCUCCCUUCUAUACCGAAUACAAUCACCAAAACUGUCGUCAAACCAAAUUCAUCGACAGCGAAGGAUAAGACCCUUUGGGCAGUGAACAACGAAGACGAUGAUGAGGGACCACAUGAUGGACGACCACCAGCGACGACUCCACGAACAAACAGCUCGGGAAAUUCGCGAAAAAGGCGCGACGCGUCUUAUUUAAUCUCACAGAACUCCGUCCCAUCUUCAAGUAACCCAUUACCCAACUUCAACUUGGGCCAUGCGGCCCAAUCCAUGAUCUCCCCCCAAAGGCCAACAGGGACGACCCUGGCUGGUUCGAGCAAACACGUUGACGAACCACCCGUAUCCGGACAUCGGAUUCCUGCCCAGGGAUCUUUCGUGUGCCGACCCAAAUGUGUGUUCCGCAGGGACGCACCAGCAGAGAGAAAAGUCCACGCGUUCGACUAUGCGAAAGUAGUGUUGGUCGGUAUGCGGAAUUGCGUCCAAACGGGGUUCCCGACGAUCUCGAACCAACCAGCCGGUGACCUGGACCAAGUUUUUGGUAACCACUUUGUUGUUGUUUGCUUUCAGUCUGAGCUCACCGAGUAUUCUAGAAGAUUUCCAAAGAAAACCCCGGCGGUGUGGAUCGAGGGACAAACCCGUCAAUGCAACGGAUCCGCAUGCCUGGUCAACUCAUUCGAGAGCAAUACCAAAGUCACGCCCAACCGAGGCUGCGAGAACUUUGAAGCUUUGUCCACGCCGCGCAUGAUUUGUCCAAUUCAUCAGCCUCGGGGGAGAGGCCCAUUAGGGAAAUUCUUUGAUGUCAGAUUCCCGUAUCCUCCGGGUUUGUCGGGCUUCAAGUCUCUUGUCAGCAGCGACCGCCUGUCUCCAUGGAAGUUUAUCGGAUGCCUCGCAGCUUGGCCAUUCUCGAACAACCUGCCGGAUCCGAACAGGCGUUGA
This is a messenger RNA of Colletotrichum lupini, 3006 nucleotides long. RefSeq lists its product as uncharacterized. Lineage: Eukaryota; Fungi; Ascomycota; Sordariomycetes; Glomerellales; Glomerellaceae. Bases 1 to 3006 code for a protein of 1001 amino acids. The transcript has 18 exons. The record is from RefSeq and is a predicted model, not a curated record.